Budorcas taxicolor (takin) is the source of this 1003-nucleotide messenger RNA. It is a transcript of the gene RND3, whose product is annotated as Rho family GTPase 3. Gene Ontology annotation, molecular function: GTP binding; GTPase activity. The record is from RefSeq and is a predicted model, not a curated record. The transcript is spliced from 5 exons. The coding region runs from base 1 to 735 and encodes 244 amino acids. Gene Ontology annotation, biological process: small GTPase-mediated signal transduction. NCBI's taxonomy places the organism in Eukaryota, Metazoa, Chordata, Mammalia, Artiodactyla, Bovidae.
AUGAAGGAGAGAAGAGCCAGCCAGAAAUUAUCCAGUAAAUCUAUCAUGGAUCCUAAUCAGAACGUGAAAUGCAAGAUAGUAGUGGUGGGAGACAGUCAGUGUGGGAAAACCGCGCUACUCCACGUCUUCGCCAAAGACUGCUUCCCCGAAAAUUACGUCCCUACAGUGUUUGAGAAUUACACGGCCAGUUUUGAAAUCGACACACAAAGAAUAGAGUUGAGCCUAUGGGACACUUCGGGUUCUCCUUACUAUGACAAUGUCCGGCCCCUCUCUUACCCAGACUCGGACGCUGUGCUGAUUUGCUUUGACAUCAGUAGACCAGAGACUCUGGACAGUGUCCUAAAAAAGUGGAAAGGUGAAAUCCAGGAGUUCUGUCCCAACACCAAAAUGCUCUUGGUUGGCUGCAAAUCUGAUCUUCGGACCGAUGUCAGUACAUUAGUAGAGCUCUCGAAUCACAGGCAGACCCCGGUGUCCUAUGACCAGGGAGCAAAUAUGGCCAAACAGAUUGGAGCAGCUACUUACAUUGAAUGCUCAGCUUUACAGUCAGAAAAUAGCGUCAGAGACAUUUUUCACGUGGCCACCUUGGCAUGUGUAAACAAGACAAAUAAAAACGUUAAGCGGAACAAAUCGCAGAGGGCGACAAAGCGGAUUUCACAUAUGCCCAGCAGACCAGAACUCUCGGCAGUGGCUACGGACUUACGAAAGGACAAAGCCAAGAGUUGUACUGUGAUGUGAAUCUUCGGUUAUUUUUUAUGAGGACAAGGAAAUUAAGUGUAAAAACCACCACCAACAAAACAGAAAGAUGAAGUCUGAACAAAGUGCACAGCCAAAGUCACGUGUUCUGGAGGCUUAGGAGGCAUUUGGAAGGAUUGUUCAUCUUUUUGGAAUCCUGUCCUUAGAUUUGGCAUGUAGAACAAGUGGUGGGAAGUGAGUUCAUUGAAGAGUUUUGAAAUGUGACUUGAAAAAUAUGCCAAAAAAGAGAGAUUCAGAUGGGCUAGAGGUU